UCGACAUUAAUUCCUAACCUUAGCGUUUAGUGUCGAUGAAAUGGGAACGAGAUUAAAUUUGUUUUCGAUUGGUGUCGCCCGCGUUUUCGGUUAACUUGCUAGCGUCAUUCGGUCGGAUCGCCGCGUCCCGACGGCAACUGUGCGCGUUUUCCGCAUUGAAAGUUUCAUUUCCGAACAUAUGUAGUAUACAGAAGAACUGUUUUCUGCUCUACAAUGUCUAAUUCGUUGUGCAAAACAUCGGUGCUCCGUAUCUACCAGGAGGUGAUCGAGGACGUGAUAUCGGGGGUGCGCGAGCUUUUCGUCGAGGAAGGCGUCGACGAACAGGUGCUGCAGGAACUGAAGCAGACAUGGGAGACGAAACUUAUGGGCACCAAGGCAGUGCAGAACGAGCACGAAGAGAAACCCAAGAAAUCCGAACCGCUGACGUCGACCAACGGUUUUCCCAAGCAGCAACCUCAACAGGCUCAACCGAUGCAGUCGCAUCAACCGACCCAGUCUCACGUCGCCGUACCCGUGCAACACAUCGUCGAGUCUAAAAUGGUGCCCAUUCAGAUAACCUUACCUCCGCAGCCCGGUACUGACGGAGGCCAGAGGGUUUUAACUAUACAGGUGCCGGCCAGCGCACUUCAAGGAAAUCAGCUGCAAAAAGUGUUGACGGGGCCCGUUAUAACCGCUACGAUGGGCCUGCCGGCAAACAUAGCUUCUUCGUUGCUGCAGCAGCACGUGAACGCGGCUUUCAGCAGCCAGCAGCAGUCCGUCACCCUCUUAAACAAGAAUAUCAUACAGACGGACGGUGCCUUAACCUUCGAAGAAGGGGAACAAGAGCAAAACGCCAAAGAGAAGGUGAAGAAAAGGAAACGGAUACGGAAGCGAAAGGCCCAAGUCCGACAGGUGGACGGAUCUAUGGACACUUCGGACGAAGACGAAGAACCAUCAGAUAACGACGACGAAGACGACUUGGACGACGAAAAGGACGAGGACGAUCACGAGUUGGACGACGAGGGCGGCGAGGAGGAGCCUUUAAAUUCCGAAGAUGACGUUUCGGACGACGACCCUUCGGAUUUGUUCGAUACCGAUAACAUAGUGGUAUGCCAGUACGAUAAGAUAAUCCGGAACAGGAAUAAGUGGAAGUUCUACUUGAAGGACGGUAUCAUGAGUUUGAACGGUUUGGACUAUGUCUUCCAGAAAGCGAAUGGUGACGCGGAAUGGUGAAUGGUGAACCGAUCCCCCCCCCCUGCAAGGUGUGUGUUGUGAAUAAUAUUUCCUGUAAUUUUAUAUUGAUAAUAUAAUUAUUCAUAUUUAGGAGUGA
Molecule: messenger RNA, 1309 nt
Organism: Cylas formicarius (sweet potato weevil)
Lineage: Eukaryota; Metazoa; Arthropoda; Insecta; Coleoptera; Brentidae
Product: transcription initiation factor IIA subunit 1-like
Exons: 2
Coding region: 214-1212 (332 amino acids)
Biological process (GO): transcription by RNA polymerase II; transcription initiation at RNA polymerase II promoter
Cellular component (GO): transcription factor TFIIA complex
Source: RefSeq, a predicted model, not a curated record